Molecule: messenger RNA, 3117 nt
Organism: Amoebophrya sp. A25
Lineage: Eukaryota; Dinophyceae; Syndiniales; Amoebophryaceae
Source: the annotation of a GenBank genome assembly
GCGAGGAAAGAAAGCUGUAGAACAGUUUGAAAUACAGUUGUUCUUGCAACGUCGCAAAAGAUGUCCUCUCCCACUCCACUCCCGCUUUCCCCAUCACCGCUCCCUACCGGCGCUUCCGGAUACCCCAUGUCCGCCGGCUCGUGGGAAAUCGAUCCGGGCGUCGGGAUAGGCCCCUUCAGACUGAAGCAGAGUGUCAACGAAGUCUUAGCCAUCAUACAGCAGUUGUCGGUGAAUGCAGAAGUGAUCCUUCCCACGGGAGCUAAGAACCAGGGUGACGACAUUUCAGUCAAGCUCCAGGACUUCGGGAUGCAUCUCGUCUUCGACAGCUAUUGGCAAAUCCUCUUGUGCAUCUGCGUAUCAACGGCAGCUUCGGAAGAGAUGAAGGAAGUAGACGACGUUGAAAACAACAUCAGGGCAGUAGAAGAUGAGGCUUCAUCAUCUAGUUCUACAAGUUCUUGUACCAAUAAAGCAGGCGGAGAUGGUGGGGAGCAAGGUCCAUCUUCAGUUCUAUCUGAGUCCGAUAGAGUAAAAAGUGUAACAAGAACUACAAGUGCAGACGCUGGUUCAGGUGAAGCGACAAGUAGUCGUGGUGAUAAGAAAGACGACAGCUCUGACGAUAAGGAGAGAGCAGCUGGUACUGGUGCGGACGAACCGAGUGCGCCAUUAAGGCUCAAUUAUACAAUUCAUUUUUGCAACCCAUUUCUCCCUGUAGUUUCCCUCUUAGGACUUUAAACCACUGGAGGCAAGAAGUGAAUUGUUUCGAGCUCUAACACCACGAAGAUCGGAACAGGAUUCAGUAGACCCAUUACUGACAUGCAAGAAAGACGAUCUUCACGAUGAUGGUGGUGGGUGGGUGGAGGCCAAGAGCAAGAAGAAGAGAAAAAGUGUUACCAAAGGUGGACCAGGAGGUGGUAAAAAUCAACAGAAAGGAGGUAGUAGCUCAUCCUCCAAAGGACGAGGAAAAAAAGGUGGUGCUGGAUCUAAAGAUGGGAAAGCAGAUGAUCGAGGUAGUGGACCUGCAGAUCUCACAUUAGCAGGAGAAGGAGGAUCACCUGGUGGAGCCGAUGCAGAAAGGGCUCUGGGUGGGGGAAAACAAUCAGAUGAAGAAAGCACCCUAGAAUUUGGUACAGGCGUUGCAAAGCCCCGUCUUCAUCGUCUUUCGUACAGGUACAAGAAUCAAGCCUGCGGAGAGCUGAGAACUUUGGACGCUGUCGAAGCGAUUUUUGGCACUCCGCAUAGUGGUCCCUCGAACGAAGAAGAUUCGCAAGCAGCAGGCCAAGCACAUUAUCCGGGACUUGUUUUCGAAUUUGACGAAGAAGAGGGAUCACCUCCAGGUGGAAAAGGAAACGAAGUUGAUCUUGAAACGCCAUCAAGAAUGAAGGAGGCACAAGCUAGAAGCAGUAGUAGAACACCUGCAGUUGAACUCGAAGCUACAACCAUUACAUCAACUUCAGCAUCAUCGAAGCCAAAAGGUCGUUUUUGGAUCCUUCCCUCGAAUAUCGGGAGCCCCGACGCCUUAUCCAAGUAUACGCCACCGAUCCCUGUUGUGUCGACAGCCAUCGUGCGAGUUGGAAUUGGGUUGCAGUUUUUGGACAAGGUAUUGCUAAUGAAAUUAUGUACCUUUUAUUUCUCAAGCAGUGUCACCGGUAAAAAUAGUGAAUUCAAAGCUGAUGGUGAAACGUUAUCAAAUGAACAGGCUUCUCCUGCAGUGCGUCAUUCACUACAACAUUUAAAACAAACCCCUAAAUCAUGACAGCGUGUGAUUCGUUUCGGCGCAAGCUGUCAGGACAUAAUUUCAGAACUUGGGAGUCCAGACGCGGUGGUCGAGAGUAGACGAAUUAUAACGAGAAAUCCAAAGCCCAAUAGUCCAAGUUCGAAAACAAGCAAUCGCAGGGAUUAUUUUUGGUUAUGAAUGUGAGGUCUAGUGGGGAAUAGGAAGGAUCAACUACAACUUUUUCGUGGAGACUCUUUUUAAUAUUUCUAUUUGGUGGUCUCUCUUAUAUUUAGAGAUGAUUUAGGUUAAGGUUUUAGUACUAGAGACGAUACUAUAUCGUUACCUCGAGUAGAGCAUGCUGUUAAUACUUUGGUCUCUCUUCCUCUUGUCCUGCACAGCGUUGUAUCCUCUUGUAUCAACAUGCCAUGACUCCUUCUUUUUCUAAUCUCCUCUUUCUAUGCCCGCGGCGUCGACGUCCUCUUGAAUGGUGAAUCUCAUUCUGUCUGCAAGAUCGUGUUGCACACCAAUGCCGUCACGCAUCAUCGCUUCGGUCGCUACGAGCGUUCUUUCUUCAAAAUCCCAUUGAACGGAACUGCAGUUGCAAAAGCAAAAGCGACUUCUAGUCAUUUCUUGAACAGAGGUCGUGCAGCUGCAGAAGGAGAUGGUGCAGGAGAAGUAGGACGUUCUUCAGGAGUAGGAGCUUCUUCAGGCUCAACUACAGCAGUUCUAGGGUCUCCAGGAGGUUGCUUAGAGCCCGAUCCAUUGUUGCGGACAGUGUGCAUUGAUCCUAGAUGGGAGUUCCGAGACGUCCAAGCGAUGAUAGGAGAAGGUAGUUCAUCUUCAAGUUCUACUUCAAAGUUUCCUUUGGUCCUCGCCACCGCAUCUGUGUCUUCAGCGACAGGCUAUGCAGCUUCACCUUCUUCAGCGGCAUCUCAGGUUGCUCUCCCUGCAGCUGUCCUAGGUGAACCUGGAGAAAAUAUUAAAGAGAUGAGUACGACCACGUGCGAUACCAUAAACAGCGCCACCGCGACCACCGCAUCCCCUCUUUCCCCAGCAUCAGUUCCAGCACUUGGCCGCGCUUCUGCAUACUAUGGCUAUCCGGGAAUCAUAUUUGAGAAGCAGGAUAAUUUGUUGUGCAGCGUGACACUCACGACCAUAUCGCCAGGCGAAGAGCUUCCAGCAUGCUUCUCAAUCGGAAAAGAUUGAUGAAAUACGUUGUAAGAAGUCUUGAAAAGGAAAUUUAAUUAACGCUGAAAAAAAUGUUGAUGCUAGUGCUAGUCGUGAUGCCUUCUGUGGUAGAGCUGCAGUGAAUUCUGCUGUAGAAAAAUAUCUCUGCUUAAAUAUUCUCAAUGUCAAGAGCUUGCAUACCGUGUUCAUUCCAUUUGGAGAACUUUGACACUACU